Messenger RNA from Puccinia graminis f. sp. tritici CRL 75-36-700-3, 2063 nucleotides. RefSeq lists its product as uncharacterized. The record is from RefSeq and is a predicted model, not a curated record. Bases 154 to 1428 code for a protein of 424 amino acids. The transcript has 3 exons. Lineage: Eukaryota; Fungi; Basidiomycota; Pucciniomycetes; Pucciniales; Pucciniaceae.
AACCCCCCCAGAACUGAUCCACCUAGUGCAACGUCCACUGCCUUCCCUCUCCUUGAAUCCCCACUAGACCUUCAUUUUAACACUCUGCCCAACGGCAUUUCCAGCAACCACCAAAGCAGUACUCUAAUUGAAUCCCACUUUCCGGACGCGAAAAUGUUCAAACCAGCGUUCAUUCUUCUUGUUUUGGCCUUAGCCCACUCUGGCCUAGCUGUUCCUCUCCCACACAGCAGUGAUGGCGCCUAUAGCACCCCAGGCGUGCCCACUGCGACAACUCCCUCUGCGUCGGCGGUCAGCCCCGACAGCAAACCUGCUCCUACAACUCCCCCACCUUCUACCCCACCUUCCGGUUCUGCAGUCAGCCCCAGCAGUCAGACUGCUCCUGCCACUCCCCCUCCAACUAAGGACAACUACAGCAACCCCUCUUCUGGGGUCUCACCCUCACCAGGUGGCACCGCCGUCAGCCCCAGCGACAAACCCGCACCACAAACUACUCCUGGUCAGGGUGCCGGCGCCCUUCCAUCCAAAGACAACUACAGUAACGCCUCCACUGGUGUCUCAGCUCCACCCAGUGGCACGGCCGUCAGCCCCACCGACAAACCCGCCCCACAAACCACAUCAAGCGGCAACCCGACAACGGCUGGUGCAGUUGGUACCACCCCCACAACAAAUGGACCCACUGGUGGUGGUCCAGCUGUUACUGGCGGUGCCCCCGGUGGAAUAGCUGGUGGUGGUCCAAGUGCAGUGACGGCUGGUGCUCCCGGCGGAUUCUCUGGUGGUCCUCGAGGUUCCGGAGGCAUUGGCGGCCCGCGUGGACCGGUUGGUACUGGUUUCGGUGCCGGUGUUCCCGGCAAUGGCUUCGCUGCCGGUGUUCCCGGUAAUGGUUUUGUUGGCGGUGCCCCCGGCACUGGUUUCGUUGGCGGUGCUCCCGGGGGUGGUGUCUUUGCCGCACGACCCGGAGGUGGAUUUGCAAGUGGAUUCCCAGCAACCGGCACCAUGGGAGCUGCUCCUUUUGUAGGCGGAGGCGGGCUUCCAUUCAGUGGCUCAAGCGUAGGCCCAAUUGGCGGCGGUGCGAUGAUAACCGGUGGAGCUCCCUUCGGCGGCUCGGUCGGCGGCUUCGGCGGAUGCGGCGGCGGAUGCGGCGGUGGCUCAUUCAACAGACUCGGAGGCGGCAUGGGAUUUGGUGUCAACAGCCGCUUCGGAGGUGGCAUGGCCACCAGCAUGGGUGUUGCUGGUGGAAUGGGUGGCGGCAUGAUCGGUGGUGGUGGUUCCGUCGUAUCCUCCCAUCAAGAAUCCGACCAAAAGAGCAGUUCAUCCAGCGGCGGAAUGUCAGUCGGCCCCAUGGGAAGUUCAGGUUUCUCGGAAAGCGCCAGCAACGAAGCUCACACCCGAAACGACUUCAACUCGGUCAACGGCGGAUUCCGUCAUUGAGUUUCUUCAAUCUCUCCUCCCUCUGAAAGACUCAUAGCCGCCGGUCCAUUUUUGUAUUUCAUGUUUUCAUCGUCUCCUCUUAACGCUCGUCUUUCCUCGCGAUUUCCUCUCUCCAAAUAAUUCAUUCAUAAUUCACUUUCCUUGCCCAUCAGCUUGUUGUGUUUCAUGUCCCAUCCUGUGCUCAUUCUCGAGCAGAAACUGAGUGUGAGACAUCAUUGUCCAUUUGUUAGUUAAACCCAACAUCCCGUGAUAAAUCGAGACCCUACAAAGUCUCAUGUUGUCUCUUCCUCAUAAUCCGGUCCUUACCUUAACUUGAGAUGAGUUGCAUGCAGCGUGUCAGAGAGAACUACUCUCCUGUGUUGCGAGGUACCUCAAGCUACCAGGCCGCAGACAAGCUUCGGUGAAGCCGGAUGGGGGACCAAGUCAGAACCGACCUCGUGUCCAAUGUGUAGUGCCACUGCCAGCUGGGCUCCAGGCCAUCAUUUUAAAAUCUAUGUAUUCCUUGUCUUGAUACAUUGCAAAUGGCGUUUUUAAGAAGUUUCCUUGUCCUCGACUUCUUGUAAUUGCUCCUAGUUGAUCAUGUUGGUAGACACUUACUUGUCUUUCUUGAUCAUCUUUUCCGAAUUUCUAGUUGU